This is a messenger RNA of Drosophila yakuba, 962 nucleotides long. RefSeq lists its product as uncharacterized. The record is from RefSeq and is a predicted model, not a curated record. The transcript has a single exon. Bases 236 to 862 code for a protein of 208 amino acids. NCBI's taxonomy places the organism in Eukaryota, Metazoa, Arthropoda, Insecta, Diptera, Drosophilidae.
AGAAGGUCCACUCUAAUCGAAAAACAUAUGAGUGCCAUUCUCUGGAACUCAAUUCUAACCAAGCUCACCACUAAUUCUGUGCUUUGCUUGUGAACUUUUGUAUUGUGAAAUACAAAUGUAUUUCGAUACUUUACAAAACCAUUCACAUAUUUAAAGAGUGGCUUUUGGCCAUCACAAUUCAGUAUUGGCAUAGACUUCAAAAGGAAGACCUUACGAAACUCACAAAAUUAUAACCAUGGAAGCAGAAGCUCACGAAAGUAGUCCAUCCUUAUCUGCAAAUACAAGUGAUUCAUCAAAGGUGCCUGUGCUCAAGAUAUCCGGAAGGGGCACGUCAGAAUGGAAUACACCUCGCACUAGGGGGAAAAAGAAGACUCCGGUGGUUUUGGAAGAACCUAAAGUGAAUCCGCACACAUUUCCAGCGAUAUUGAGCAGGAUUCUACUGAAGACCGAUGUUCCACCUGUUGCUCCACCGAAAUUAAAUCCAGACGACGGCACGCAGUACCUUUGCUUCCUGUGCCUCGAGAAGCCGGAGAGUCGAAAGCGCGUCUAUCACAUGUUCAUAACGACUGGAAAGGAACUGGGAAGGGACUACGAUCACACGAGGAAACUGUACGAGAAUCGCAAGGAGUUCAAAUAUACCAAUAACAUAUCCGUGGAAACGGUCUGUGCACGGGCAUUGUACCGCCGAGUUCAAAAGAAGUUCACUGAUGUGCAGUGGAACAAGCUGGGAAACGUUUUUGAGACUGACAUGAUCGGACACACUGAUACCUGGGGUGUUUCUCAACGAGUUUAUGCUAUGCGUAUCGAGGAGCACGAACGACUAUUUAAUUACAUCAAGUUUCUGAACUCAACGAAGAGCUAAUUUACAUCUUUCUAGUAUAAGUUGCCACCAGUACCAAAUGUGAUAUCUUGUUCUUUUUUAAUAUUAAAUCGCUUACUUGCGGAUUGUUUGAUUACAGUAA